CAAACAGUCAUCAACUAUGGAAGAACAUACCUCAAAAACUCAAUUCCAAUACGCCCACUUCGACAAAUCUCCGAAAGAAAAGAGCUAAACACCAUUCUCUUCUCAAACCCCACCUUUUGACUAUUCCAAAGGCACACAAAUUUCCAAUACCACGAAGAAAGGACGCAAAGUUCAACCUUGUCCACCAAGCUACCGCUCUCUCCAAGAAAAUUUGAAAAUUUGAUAAAUAUCAAAUCCCUUUUGGGUCAUCACUCAUCAUCAGUCAUCACAGUAUUACCCAAACAACAGAAAAUAGAAAAUCAUGGAGGCCGUGAGAAUAUCGAACACGCUAACAGAAGUGGCGGAGCUGCUCUUCGUGCCGUCGCCGGGCGCCGGGCACAUUUUCCCGAUGCUGGAGCUGGCGGAGCAGCUCGUGAACCGCGACCCGAGGCUCGCCGUCACCUUCUGCCUCAUGAAGAUGCCUUUCCAGCAAACCUCACACGAUUUCAAGUCCUCCUCCGGCAGGAUCCGGUUCGUCGAGCUCGAGCCCACGACCCUUGACCCCGACACCCCUCGCAGCAUCCGGUUCACCUCUUUCAUCGACGGCCACGCCCCGCAAAUCAGGGACAUCGCCUCCAAAACGGCGUCGUCGUCCCGCCUGGCGGGGUUCGUCCUCGACAUGUUCUGCACCUCCUUCAUCGACGUGGCCAACGAGCUCGGCGCGCCGUCCUACGUCUUCUACACGUGCGGCGCCACGUGCCUCGGCUUCAUGCUCCACGUCCAGUCACUCUUCGACAAGGGCGAGUUCGACCCGGCCGAGUUGAAGGACUCGGACGCCGAGCUGGCGAUUCCGGGUCUGCGGGACCCGCUCCAGGGGAAGCAACUCCCGUCGGUGGUGGUGGAGGCGGAUUGGCUUCCGACCGUCAUGCGCCACACGCGGAGGACGAGGGAAGCCAAGGGUAUUUUAGUCAAUACGUUCCACGAUUUCGAGUCCCAGGCGGUUGCUUCCCUGACGACCGGUCAAACCCCUCCUCUCUACACGGUGGGGCCCAUCAUUGACCUCAAGCUGAAGAAGGGAGAUACAGUUGGCGAAAAGGAGAUCGUUGAUUGGCUGGACCAGCAGCCGAAGUCGUCGGUUGUGUUCCUCUGCUUCGGGAGCUUGGCAAGCCUCGAUGAGGAACAGGUGACGGAGAUCGCCGCCGCGUUGGAGGCCAGCGGGCAGAGGUUUUUAUGGUCCCUUAGGAAGCCGCCGCAGAAGGGCAAACCGGAGUUCUACCCGUCCGACUACGACGACGUUAAGGAUGGGUUGCCCGAAGGGUUCAUGGACCGGACAGCUGGGCUCGGGAAGGUGAUCGGUUGGGCCCCACAGACGAGGGUCCUGGCCCAUCCAUCGAUGGGUGGGUUCGUGUCGCAUUGUGGGUGGAACUCGACGCUGGAGAGCACGUGGUUCGGUGUUCCCGUUGCCACGUGGCCGAUGCAGGCGGAGCAGCAGCUGAAUGCGGUUAUGUUGGUGAAGGAGCUGGAGAUGGCGGUGGAGAUCAGGAUGAGCUACCGGAAGUUGAGCGGAGAGGUGGUGCCGGCGGAGGAGAUCGAGAGAGGGAUGAGAGGGUUAAUGGCGGCGGAGAAUGAAGGGCGGAGAAUUAAGGUCAAGGAGAUGAGUGACAAGUGUAGGAAGGCGGUGGAAGAAGACGGGUCAUCCUAUCACUCCGUUGGUCGCUUUAUUGAGGAUGUGAUUAGUAACACUCCAUAACAAAAAACUAAAAAGUUCAAUACUGUGAAAUUUGGUUAUUGCUGAAGAUGUUUUCCGUUUCUUUACUAUGGUGCUCGGUAAACAACUUUGUAACCAUUUGAGAGGCUUGAAAUCUUUGCUCAAAAUAAACAAUUAAUACAUCAUUUGUAUAUUCCUACAUUCGAUCAUGAUUGAAGUACAUUGAUAUUUGAUAAUUCAUUCAUGAUAUUAUAUGGCCGACUCCAAUUCAAAUGACUCAUCAAAUAGUUUCUAAAAGGAUCGAAGUAGAUAUUUAGCAUAUUUGGGGAAAACCGACAACUUUUUUUAUUUCAUAAGAAGACCUAAAUACAUAAACCAUCAGUCCAUGACUCAAUGACAGAUUGCACGACAACUCGUCAGUACCAACUACUCCAUUUUCUUGAUGUGAAGCAAUAGUUCACAUGCACGGAGAGUAGAUGCUGCUUGCCCUAAUAAUCGUGUUCUAGUCCGCUUCGAUGGGCCUACAAAAAAUUUUCAAGGAUGUU
Linum trigynum is the source of this 2232-nucleotide messenger RNA. NCBI's taxonomy places the organism in Eukaryota, Viridiplantae, Streptophyta, Magnoliopsida, Malpighiales, Linaceae. The record is from the annotation of a GenBank genome assembly.